Messenger RNA from Gongylonema pulchrum, 225 nucleotides. NCBI's taxonomy places the organism in Eukaryota, Metazoa, Nematoda, Chromadorea, Rhabditida, Gongylonematidae. The record is from the annotation of a GenBank genome assembly.
AUGAUUGUUAUGACCACCGGUACAGCAUCAUCUGCUGGCCAAAUCCAGAAGUUGAACCACCUAAAAAUAAACAUGACUGAUUUCGAUCGCUUCAAGUUGAUGCGCGCGAAACAGCUUCGAAAUCGACUCGUACGUCUAGAAGCGGCUAAAUUACGUAAGGCAACAAAGGCAGGAGCGGUGAAACCAGCUGGUGAAAAGCCGACAAAAACGAAGAAAGCUAAGUAA